GCGGAUUGGCACAAAUGCGCGACGAACGGCGCCGAACGCGGAUUGAAUUUUCGGACAUAUUAAACGAUAUUUACGCGCGGGGUUAUAGUGUAGUACCAAACGCGGCACAAAUGCCGCUUGCAAAUCAUAUACGUCCGUGAUAUUUUUAAGUGAAUAAUCAUCGAAAAUAGCGAUAGUGUAUCGAUAGUGUAUACGACAAGUGGUAUUAUCGUGAUUGGUGUAAGAAAGAACGCAGAGGACACAUCGAGAAAGAGCUGGACCAAACCUCGUAGAUUUUUACGUCUCUCUUUCUCUUUCUUUCUCUUCCUCUCUAUCUAUCUUUCUCUCUCUCUCUCUCUCUCUCUCUCUCAUUCCCUCUCUCUUUCUCUCUCUACUUUCUUAACACAAAGUUUUAGAAAAUCAAAUCAAAAAUGGGUUGCGCCUCGCAGUGUGCCAAGUACUUUCUGUGCUUCUUCAACUUCGUAUUUUUCGUCGCUGGCGGAGCAGCAUUGACCGUUGGUAUCUGGUUAUUCGCCGACAGGAACUCCUUCACGAACCUCAUCGCCAAACUCGAUCAGUCCGAUAUUCUGACUAAAACGGAUGCCGAUGUCAUAAGAAUGAUGUCUUACAUCCUGAUCAUUGCCGGUGCCCUCACGUUCAUCGUUAGCUUUUUAGGAUAUUGCGGAGCAAUGUUCGAAUCUAGAUGUCUCCUCUGUGUCUACGGCGUCCUUCUUUUAUUGGUUUUGGUCCUGGAAUCUGUGGUGGUUGGCCUUGCGUUUGGACUAAAAGGAGAUGCGGAAAAGGGUACACAAAGUUUCCUGAAGUCAACGAUCAAGUAUUACGCAGCUAGCGUGGAUCAAACUGAAACCGUGACAGUCGCGUGGGAUGGUAUUAUGACCCAGCUCCAUUGUUGCGGUGUUGAAAGUUAUUUGGAUUUUCACGAAAGCACAAAUUGGACGACGACCAAUAAAGUGGUACCGGAAUCUUGUUGCAUAAAAGAGAACGGCGAACUGAAGGAUCGUUCCUGUCCUCUCAAUCCUACGUCAUCGAAUUCUUAUUAUCAAACGGGUUGUUACAAAGCGAUAUUAACCGCGAUAGAAGAAAACGCCGUAAUAGUUAUAGGAGUUGCAGCUGGUUUGGCCUUGGUCGAAAUUCUGGUUAUUAUAUUGGCCCUAUACCUGGCAUGUAUCUACUGGCGUCCGCAACAUGCUUGCGUAGAUGUAUCAACAAGACAAGCCUGGUGAGAGAAGUGGUGAGAUGGGGGAUGUGAUGGUUUGGUGAAAUUUGGUUUCAAGUAAGAAGUGGUGAAGAUAUUGAUUGAACAAUUGACUCCUUUCCAUGCCUCUUCUUUAAACAAUGUCGAAUCUGUUGCCAAUUUUCUAAUUCUUAUAUCAUUUUUUUUAUGUAUAUUUUUCUUAAGGCAUGAUAUAGCUUUGCUUCAUAUCUUUGCAUGAUCAUGCUAUAAUCAACUAUACCAAAGUGGUGAUAGAGGCCUGAUUGCAUUGAAAAAAUAAUUAGACGAAUGACUAUUUCCUUUGAUAUGCUUAGUCACAUUUAAAAUUAAUCAUACCAAUUAAAUAAUUAUGCAAUCAUGCCUUGGGUUUCAGUUAUGGUUCAAAUGUAAUUUACUAUUUUUCAUUUGAUACGUAUUAUGUAUCUCUUUGAUAUUUCUUAGCACAAAUUACCAAGUAAACUGUAUGUAUAAUAUCUAAUUAAAUAAUUUUUAUGACAGAUAAGUAUUAUUACAAAGAAAAUGACAUCUCUUUAAUCAUGCAUAUAUUUAAAAAUUUACAGUAUAUUUUAUAUAUUUUAUUAUUCACGAUCUUUUUGUUUAAAGUAAAAUAUUGUUUUUUAUCAGAGAUUAUAUUUAAAUAUAGCGAAUACAUAUAAAUGCUAAAUCACGUAUUAAAUACAAUAUAAACGAUACAUGAAAAAAGAGAUAUAUAUAUAUAUAUAUAUAUAUACAAUAUAUAUAUAUAUUCUUUUUGAAAUUAUUAUUAUUAUAGUAGGUGAUAGUUUUAAUUGUAUUAAGAAAAUAACAAAAGUUACUGCCUAUUUUUCUAUCUAUUAAAAUGUUACAAGAUAAUUCAACCAAAGUGAUCAAUUUCUCAACCAUUCAGAUAUAUCUAUUUCAAAAGUGAAUAUAUACUAAUAUAAAAGUCUACACUUUUUGUAUUGAUAAUUUGUGCUAGUAUAUCCGUAUUAUUUUAACCAUAUUAUAUAAAUUAUAUGUAUGUAUACUAUAAAAAGCUAUAAAUACAUAAGAGUAUAUAUAUAGAAAAAAAAGAAAUCAUAAAUUAAAUUAAAAGAAAAAAAAUAUUCUCUGUAGUAAUCUGACGCAAAAUUUGUGCGAAUUUACAUAAAAUGAUAUUCUUUAUAAUUCAGUUUUCCCAGUUAUAUUUAUGAUUUCAAUGGCACAUUAAUGUAUUUUAUAAAAUGGGUAUACGUACAUAAAGUUGUAAUACUAAGUCAACAUAAAUCUUUCAAAAAAUGCACUUUCUACAUACUAAUAAUAGUUCAUACCGCACACUCUAAGCAUUUUCGUUUCCAGUGUUAACUUGUUGGUGCUGCUGCUGACGAGGCAUUAAGGGCAUGGAACUGUUGAGUAGUGCCUCCUAGCAUACGCACGUUGAGCCAUUAGAAGUCCUGUGCCUUGCUUGCUUGAAACGUUAGAUACUAGCCAGAUUUAGGCUAGUCUAAACGUCGGCUGACAGAAAU
This is a messenger RNA of Vespa crabro (European hornet), 2697 nucleotides long. It is a transcript of the gene Tsp66E, whose product is annotated as tetraspanin-1. The transcript is spliced from 9 exons. Bases 411 to 1223 code for a protein of 270 amino acids. NCBI's taxonomy places the organism in Eukaryota, Metazoa, Arthropoda, Insecta, Hymenoptera, Vespidae. Gene Ontology annotation, cellular component: membrane. The record is from RefSeq and is a predicted model, not a curated record.